Messenger RNA from Cyanistes caeruleus (blue tit), 1688 nucleotides. NCBI's taxonomy places the organism in Eukaryota, Metazoa, Chordata, Aves, Passeriformes, Paridae. The record is from RefSeq and is a predicted model, not a curated record.
AACCUCAGUGGACCUUCAGUGUUGGCGGUGGGGCUGCAUUGUGUCUGUGCUUGCUCUGCAGGGCAGUGCAGCCGCCUCCUCCCACCCCAGCUGGGCUCUCUCCAGCUCCUUCAUGGCAAUGGCACCGAUGUGGGAUCAGUGCUCAUGUUCCAGUGCCCUGCUGAGCACCAGCUGGAGGGACCAGGCAUCGUCUCCUGCGUUUGGAAAGGGAACAGCACGCAGUGGACAGCCGGAGUGCCCUCCUGCAAGCCCAUAUCAAAGUACGAGACUUUUGGCUUUAAGGUCGCAGUGAUUGCCUCCAUUGUGAGCUGUGCUGUCAUUCUGCUGAUGUCCAUGGCUUUCUUAACUUGCUGUCUGAUCAAGUGUGUGAAGAAAAGUGAGAGGAGGAGAACUCAAAGAGAAAUGCAGCUGUGGUACCAGCUAAGGACUGAAGAACUAGAGCACAUGCAAGCUGCUUACUUUGGUUAUAAGGGAAGAAACAUUAACAACAACAAUAAGAAACUCAGGAAUAUUUCUGUAUUUGGUGAUGUGACUAACAUGGCAUAUGACAACCAAGGCUUCUCCAGGUGCCAGGAAGAGUGGAGUCGGGAUGAUGUCGUUGCCAGGUGUUGCAAAGGCAGCAGUCACCUGCUGAAGGCAGCCAAGAGCAGUGGUGCUCCUGGGACACACGCAGGACCAAGACACAACACCACACUGCAGACAGUGAACUCCAUACACGUUGUUGAAGUCUACAGUCAUAAGGAUAGCUACAACAAACAAACCUGCCAGAUACCUGGAUAGCUGGUGUCUGAAAUGCAACUGCUUGUCUGGACCAAAAUGAAAUUUUGAUAGAAAAUGUGCCUUAAAGACAACAUAGAUAGUUCAUUAUUCAUAUGAAUUGUAAGUUUUAUAUAUUCCAAGAUGGUUAUUUAACAGAAAUGCUUCAAGGUCUCAUACAAAUAAAUAUAUGAAUGUUGAGGCUGUCGGUCCAGAGCUGUUCUCUGCUGUGUGCUGUGCAGUGUGACCAUGGCAAAAGCAUAAUGUCCUUCUGCACAGCUAGAGAGUGGUACCCAGUUUGCAUAUUUGCCUCAUAUGAGGUUGCCAAUAAUAAUUACACAACACUCAGAUUCCAGUCUUCUCUGAACCAGUGGGUUUUGUAAGAAUUUCAGAAAUAAAACUCCCCCAUAUUUUUACAAAGUAGCACGGUAGAACUACCAAAAAAUGGUUUUAAUUAAAUGCCCCAUCGUUUUGGAUGAGGGAGGUCUUUAAUCUGCUCUGCAUUUAGGGACCAUGUGAGACUGGUCAAAGGCCCAUCUGCAGGUCUGCCAGCCUGCAGGAGAGGAGAUGACAAAGGGAGGGAUGUGGUGCUGUGCUGUGCCACACCUUGGGCCCCCAUCCCUGACCUCCUGUAGCUCCUGCAGGUGUCCCAGUGCGAGAGCAGCUGCUGUGUGAGUGGAGACAGUGGUGCAGCCUUCCUGGAGCAGCCAGCUCGGGAUCACUGCAGCAUCAUCCCUGUGAGAGCUCUCUAAAUAAAGGGCUGAGGUAGCUUUUGAAAGCCUGCCUUCUUUUCCUAUUGUUAAUCUGUUCAUCGUAUGAGAAAACAAGGUGGGUUUUUUUCUUGUUUUGUCCCUUUUAAAUAGUUAAGUCAGGUUAAAUAUCUGAUAUGGCUCUUUUUCUACUGUUUAUAUGCAAAUAAAUCCUACUUAUAG